Molecule: messenger RNA, 417 nt
Organism: Lachnellula hyalina
Lineage: Eukaryota; Fungi; Ascomycota; Leotiomycetes; Helotiales; Lachnaceae
Exons: 3
Coding region: 1-417 (138 amino acids)
Cellular component (GO): cytosol; nucleus
Molecular function (GO): DNA binding
Source: RefSeq, a predicted model, not a curated record
AUGGAAGACGACGAUUUAGCACAGAUCAGGAAGGCUCGACUCGAGCAGCUCAAGUCCCAAGGUGGAGGAGGAGGAGGUGGUGGGGCGGGAAGCAGCGGCGGCGGACAGGAUGACAGACACACGAAAUCUGACUUUUGCCCAGCCGAAGCACGUCAAUCGAUCUUGAGCCAAAUUCUCGAGCCAGAAGCAGCAGAUCGGUUAGGACGCAUAAAAAUGGUUAAAGAAUCAAGGGCCGCAGACGUGGAGAACAGGUUAAUUACGCUGGCAAGGUCGGGGCAGCUGCGAGCGAAGGUCACCGAAGAGCAGUUGAAGGAGUUGCUGAACGCAGUGGCGGAGAAGAAAGAAGAGGAGAAGAUUGUAGUUAGUAGGAGGAAGGGUGGAUGGGAUGACGACGACGAUGACUUGCUUGACCUAUAA